CUCCUACAACCACAACUACAGCUGAACCCACAACAUCUCUUGACCUCACAACAACUCAAGCUCCCACAACCACAGUUGUCAGUACAGAAACAACACCUCUUACUUCAACACUGGUGCCUACAACUUCAGAAAGUACAACAGCAGAAACUACAGCUACAACUUCAACAACCAUAACUUCAUCUCCCACUACUACAACAUCAGCUCCAACCUCAUCGAAAGCUCCAAGUACAGCAACAGCUGAAACCACAAUGCCACUUGCAACCUCAACUUCUGAAGCUCCUACAAAUACAGAUACUACAGCUGUUGCUUCAACAACAAUUUCUACAAAUUCAGAAAGUGCAACUUCACUUGCAACAACCACAACUACAGCUUCCACCACCACAAUGAUUCCUUCCACUACUACAUCAGAUCGAACUUCAUCUGAAGCUGCAAGUACAACAACAAAAGGUCCAAGCACAACAACAGUUAUGUCUCCAAUAACCACAGCAACAACAUCAGCUGCAACCUCAUCUGAAAUUCCAGGGGAAACACCAGCUCUAUUCACAGUGGCACUUGAAGCCACAUCAACAGCUGUAACCACAACUGCUGCUGCUCCAACAACAUUUACAACUUCAGAAAGUACAACUGCACAUGCAACAACAACCUCACCUACCACAUUGGUACCUUCCACUACUGCAUCAGCUGCAACCUCAUCUGAAGCUCCAAGUACAACAACUCAAACCACAACAACUUCAACUCUAACUGUAUCUCCAGCUACAUCAACAUUAGCAACAACAACAAAUAACAGUCCCACCACUGAAACUCAAGCUCAAACCUCAGCUUCAGCUCAAAGCACAAGCAUACCUACAGCAGCAAUAACAACUGCAUUCCAAAUAACAACUGCACCUCUAUCAAGCACAACUAUUGCUUUUACCAAUACAGCUCCAGCUCUAAGCCAAACAGCACUUACUACAACAACUGCACCUCCAAUAAUCACAACUGUGUCUCCAGAAAACAUAACUAUUUCUGUAACAAUUAUGCCUAUCUCCACAACACAAGUAACUCUAUCCCCAACUUCAACUCCAACAAAAACAACUGAACCUCCAAGAACGCCAACUGCAUCCAUGACAACCGAGACUGCUCUUUACACCACUACAGUUCCAGCUGAUAUCUCAACUACAGUUCCAAGCACAACUGCAACUCAAACAACAACUACAUUUCAAGCAACUACAGGAGGUCUGUUAAGCACAACUGUAGCUUUUGCCAGCACAUCUCCUGCUCCAGGCACACUGACACUUUCAACCAAAACAACUUCAGGUCCAACAACUGUGAAUUCAGAAACUACAACUGCAUCAACAACUAUAACUGGAAUUAUUACAGGUCUCACAAAUACAGUAGAAAUUCCAAUAGUGGUUCCAGUGACAAUACCAGGUCUAGAAAUCCAGAAUCCAGCAACCACAUCCACAUCUUCAACUAAUGUGACCGGUGCAGCAAUAGUCACAACCAAACUGGUAUUCUCAUCCUUGUCAUCCUUGCCCAAUGAAGCUCUUGUCCUGGGUGCUAUCAACUCUCUCCUUAAAUCUAGAGAGUCACAACUCAAUGAAUCUCUUAAGAUUGUGAAUGUUACCUAUCAGAAAAUUUCAGAAACCUCCUAUGCUGUCAUCUUUAAAUGUGAUCUAAGUAAUGUCAGCAUGCCAGAGGACCCUAAGUUCAGAAACAACACCUAUAUGCAAGUGCAGAAUGUUGUCAAUAAUGCGCUGAACACUCUUCUGAAUGAACCUGGCAAUGCAACAUUACAACCUACAUCGUCCAACUUCACGAGCACAUUAAACCAGAUUGAUGGCAGUAUGGGAUACAACUUCCAGGAUGGAGAUGCCAUACAACCAGUCAGCUUCCUAAAUGAGCUUCGUUUACAAUUGCAACUGACGACUACAACAGUGUUUCCAGAUUCAACAACCGGUUCCUCUGUGACUUCUCCAAACCUAAUAUCUGGUUCAGCAGUGGUCACAAGCAAGCUGCUGUUCAACUCUUCAUCUCCAGUCCCCAGUGAAGCUCUGGUCCUCAGUGCUAUCAACACUCUCCGGCAACGCAAAGAGUCACAGCUCAACGAUUCAGUGAAGGUGGUGAAUGUCACAUAUCAGAAGAUUUCCGAAACCUCCUAUGCUGUGGUCAUUACGUUUAGUCUGAGUAACAUCAGCAUGCCUGAAGUCCCUGAGCUCAGAAACAACACCUACACGAAAGUGCAGGAUGUUGUCAAUAAUGCGCUAAACACUCUUCUGAAUGAACCUGGCAAUACAACAUUACAACCCAAAUCGUCCAACUUCACGAGCACUUCAAACCAGAUUGAUGGCAGUAUGGGAUACAACUUCCAGGAUGGAGAUGCCAUACAACCAGUCAGCUUCCUAAAUGAGCUUCGUUUACAAUUGCAACUGACCACUACAACAGUGUUUCCAGAUUCAACAACCGGUUCCUCUGUGACUUCUCCAAACCUAAUAUCUGGUUCAGCAGUGGUCACAAGCAAGCUGCUGUUCAACUCUUCAUCUCCAGUCCCCAGUGAAGCUCUGGUCCUCAGUGCUAUCAACACUCUCCGGCAACGCAAAGAGUCACAGCUCAACGAUUCAGUGAAGGUGGUGAAUGUCACAUAUCAGAAGAUUUCCGAAACCUCCUAUGCUGUGGUCAUUACGUUUAGUCUGAGUAACAUCAGCAUGCCUGAAGUCCCUGAGCUCAGAAACAACACCUACACGAAAGUGCAGGAUGUUGUCAAUAAUGCGCUAAACACUCUUCUGAAUGAACCUGGCAAUACAACAUUACAACCCAAAUCGUCCAACUUCACGAGCACUUCAAACCAGAUUGAUGGCAGUAUGGGAUACAACUUCCAGGAUGGAGAUGCCAUACAACCAGUCAGCUUCCUAAAUGAGCUUCGUUUACAAUUGCAACUGACCACUACAACAGUGUUUCCAGAUUCAACAACCGGUUCCUCUGUGACUUCUCCAAACCUAAUAUCUGGUUCAGCAGUGGUCACAAGCAAGCUGCUGUUCAACUCUUCAUCUCCAGUCCCCAGUGAAGCUCUGGUCCUCAGUGCUAUCAACACUCUCCGGCAACGCAAAGAGUCACAGCUCAACGAUUCAGUGAAGGUGGUGAAUGUCACAUAUCAGAAGAUUUCCGAAACCUCCUAUGCUGUGGUCAUUACGUUUAGUCUGAGUAACAUCAGCAUGCCUGAAGUCCCUGAGCUCAGAAACAACACCUACACGAAAGUGCAGGAUGUUGUCAAUAAUGCGCUAAACACUCUUCUGAAUGAACCUGGCAAUACAACAUUACAACCCAAAUCGUCCAACUUCACGAGCACUUCAAACCAGAUUGAUGGCAGUAUGGGAUACAACUUCCAGGAUGGAGAUGCCAUACAACCAGUCAGCUUCCUAAAUGAGCUUCGUUUACAAUUGCAACUGACCACUACAACAGUGUUUCCAGAUUCAACAACCGGUUCCUCUGUGACUUCUCCAAACCUAAUAUCUGGUUCAGCAGUGGUCACAAGCAAGCUGCUGUUCAACUCUUCAUCUCCAGUCCCCAGUGAAGCUCUGGUCCUCAGUGCUAUCAACACUCUCCGGCAACGCAAAGAGUCACAGCUCAACGAUUCAGUGAAGGUGGUGAAUGUCACAUAUCAGAAGAUUUCCGAAACCUCCUAUGCUGUGGUCAUUACGUUUAGUCUGAGUAACAUCAGCAUGCCUGAAGUCCCUGAGCUCAGAAACAACACCUACACGAAAGUGCAGGAUGUUGUCAAUAAUGCGCUAAACACUCUUCUGAAUGAACCUGGCAAUACAACAUUACAACCCAAAUCGUCCAACUUCACGAGCACUUCAAACCAGAUUGAUGGCAGUAUGGGAUACAACUUCCAGGAUGGAGAUGCCAUACAACCAGUCAGCUUCCUAAAUGAGCUUCGUUUACAAUUGCAACUGACCACUACAACAGUGUUUCCAGAUUCAACAACCGGUUCCUCUGUGACUUCUCCAAACCUAAUAUCUGGUUCAGCAGUGGUCACAAGCAAGCUGCUGUUCAACUCUUCAUCUCCAGUCCCCAGUGAAGCUCUGGUCCUCAGUGCUAUCAACACUCUCCGGCAACGCAAAGAGUCACAGCUCAACGAUUCAGUGAAGGUGGUGAAUGUCACAUAUCAGAAGAUUUCCGAAACCUCCUAUGCUGUGGUCAUUACGUUUAGUCUGAGUAACAUCAGCAUGCCUGAAGUCCCUGAGCUCAGAAACAACACCUACACGAAAGUGCAGGAUGUUGUCAAUAAUGCGCUAAACACUCUUCUGAAUGAACCUGGCAAUACAACAUUACAACCCAAAUCGUCCAACUUCACGAGCACUUCAAACCAGAUUGAUGGCAGUAUGGGAUACAACUUCCAGGAUGGAGAUGCCAUACAACCAGUCAGCUUCCUAAAUGAGCUUCGUUUACAAUUGCAACUGACCACUACAACAGUGUUUCCAGAUUCAACAACCGGUUCCUCUGUGACUUCUCCAAACCUAAUAUCUGGUUCAGCAGUGGUCACAAGCAAGCUGCUGUUCAACUCUUCAUCUCCAGUCCCCAGUGAAGCUCUGGUCCUCAGUGCUAUCAACACUCUCCGGCAACGCAAAGAGUCACAGCUCAACGAUUCAGUGAAGGUGGUGAAUGUCACAUAUCAGAAGAUUUCCGAAACCUCCUAUGCUGUGGUCAUUACGUUUAGUCUGAGUAACAUCAGCAUGCCUGAAGUCCCUGAGCUCAGAAACAACACCUACACGAAAGUGCAGGAUGUUGUCAAUAAUGCGCUAAACACUCUUCUGAAUGAACCUGGCAAUACAACAUUACAACCCAAAUCGUCCAACUUCACGAGCACUUCAAACCAGAUUGAUGGCAGUAUGGGAUACAACUUCCAGGAUGGAGAUGCCAUACAACCAGUCAGCUUCCUAAAUGAGCUUCGUUUACAAUUGCAACUGACCACUACAACAGUGUUUCCAGAUUCAACAACCGGUUCCUCUGUGACUUCUCCAAACCUAAUAUCUGGUUCAGCAGUGGUCACAAGCAAGCUGCUGUUCAACUCUUCAUCUCCAGUCCCCAGUGAAGCUCUGGUCCUCAGUGCUAUCAACACUCUCCGGCAACGCAAAGAGUCACAGCUCAACGAUUCAGUGAAGGUGGUGAAUGUCACAUAUCAGAAGAUUUCCGAAACCUCCUAUGCUGUGGUCAUUACGUUUAGUCUGAGUAACAUCAGCAUGCCUGAAGUCCCUGAGCUCAGAAACAACACCUACACGAAAGUGCAGGAUGUUGUCAAUAAUGCGCUAAACACUCUUCUGAAUGAACCUGGCAAUACAACAUUACAACCCAAAUCGUCCAACUUCACGAGCACUUCAAACCAGAUUGAUGGCAGUAUGGGAUACAACUUCCAGGAUGGAGAUGCCAUACAACCAGUCAGCUUCCUAAAUGAGCUUCGUUUACAAUUGCAACUGACCACUACAACAGUGUUUCCAGAUUCAACAACCGGUUCCUCUGUGACUUCUCCAAACCUAAUAUCUGGUUCAGCAGUGGUCACAAGCAAGCUGCUGUUCAACUCUUCAUCUCCAGUCCCCAGUGAAGCUCUGGUCCUCAGUGCUAUCAACACUCUCCGGCAACGCAAAGAGUCACAGCUCAACGAUUCAGUGAAGGUGGUGAAUGUCACAUAUCAGAAGAUUUCCGAAACCUCCUAUGCUGUGGUCAUUACGUUUAGUCUGAGUAACAUCAGCAUGCCUGAAGUCCCUGAGCUCAGAAACAACACCUACACGAAAGUGCAGGAUGUUGUCAAUAAUGCGCUAAACACUCUUCUGAAUGAACCUGGCAAUACAACAUUACAACCCAAAUCGUCCAACUUCACGAGCACUUCAAACCAGAUUGAUGGCAGUAUGGGAUACAACUUCCAGGAUGGAGAUGCCAUACAACCAGUCAGCUUCCUAAAUGAGCUUCGUUUACAAUUGCAACUGACCACUACAACAGUGUUUCCAGAUUCAACAACCGGUUCCUCUGUGACUUCUCCAAACCUAAUAUCUGGUUCAGCAGUGGUCACAAGCAAGCUGCUGUUCAACUCUUCAUCUCCAGUCCCCAGUGAAGCUCUGGUCCUCAGUGCUAUCAACACUCUCCGGCAACGCAAAGAGUCACAGCUCAACGAUUCAGUGAAGGUGGUGAAUGUCACAUAUCAGAAGAUUUCCGAAACCUCCUAUGCUGUGGUCAUUACGUUUAGUCUGAGUAACAUCAGCAUGCCUGAAGUCCCUGAGCUCAGAAACAACACCUACACGAAAGUGCAGGAUGUUGUCAAUAAUGCGCUGAACACUCUUCUGAAUGAACCUGGCAAUACAACAUUACAACCCAAAUCAUCCAACUUCACGAGCUCUUCAAACCAGAUUGAUGGCAGUAUGGGAUACACCUUCCAGGAUGGAGAUGCCAUACAACCAUUCAGCUUCCUAAAUGAGCUUCGUUUACCGACAGACUUAACAACAGCCAGCCCUCUGACAACAAUCACAACUUCUCCACCGACUUUGAUUGGCAGAGUGAUUAUAUUCAUUCGCAUUGUGUUUGUCACACUUGGUCCCCUACCAAACGAAAAUGAGAUUGUUCAGGUGGCCAACAAUCUGCUGUACUCACGUCUCGCGACUAAACUAGCCACCAGAACAGAACCCCUGAGUGAUCCUGUGAACUUUGUGAAUAUCACAUAUACAAAAAUUAAUGAGACCGCCUAUGCUCUCAACUUUGGAUUUGAAAUCAGCAAUGUAUCCAUGUCUGAGAAACUUGAAUUCAGGAAUGAAACCUACCUGACAAUACAAGACUCUAUAAAUACACUGCUGAACAAGAUCCUGAAUAAUGAAUCAGCUCCUACAAUUAAGUUCCAACCAGGCGAUUUCACAGAAUUCUCGGGCAAUUCCUCCACGAUUCAGGCCAAUGUUACAUAUGUUUUCUCAAACAGUAACAUCACACAACCCAGCAUCUUUAUCAAGCAACUUCUCCAGGCUAUCAGAGAGAGCACUUUGACAACAGCAAGCCCUUUGACAACAGCGAGCACAGCUACUCCACAACCUAUUAGUAAGGUGGUUAUUAAGAUUCGCCUUGUGUUUGUCACACUGGGCCCAAUACCAAGUGAGAGUGACGUUCUAAGGGUAGUUAAAUCUGUGUUGGCCUCAAAUCUCACAACUAAACUAACCACCAGAGCAACAGUAAUCCCAAGUAACCCAGUGAUCAAGGCGGAUGUCACUUAUUCGAGAAUUAAUGACACUGCCUAUGCUCUCGACUUUGAAUUUGAAAUCAUCAAUUUAUCCGUGAAUAAUGCACAAAAGGAUCAAGCCUAUGGAGAAAUACAAAACAAGAUAAAUAAUUUGGUGAUCGAGAUCCUAUCGAACCCCUCAGCUGCUCUGCCAAUUAUUCAAGCCAGUUUCAAUGAUUCAAUUUCCUCCAUAAUUAUCGCCAAUGUUACCUAUAUUUUCUCACAAAAUGACAGCAACAGUUACACACUUUUUGGUCGCUUGGUCGGACAACUUUUCAUCACUUUUACCACACCUGCUCCAACCACCAUUAACACUACAGUCUCAAACAACAGUACAAAUGCAGCAUGGGUUGUGGCUAUCAUUGUCCCUGUGGCUAUUGUCCUCGGGCUUAUACCUUGCUGGAUUCUCCUUUGUUGUUUACUCUGUGGGUGCUGUGCAGCAAUCAGAAGACGUUGGCACAGAAGACAGUCGUACAACGUGCAGUACACCACUCGAAACAGCCUCUUCUAGAGAUAUUUAGAGCGCAAAAAAAGGACUGAACACCAGUUAAAACAUAAAUAUAAUUUAAGCUUUGGAUUUUCAAUACUGACUCCUUUGUAGUGAUGAAUGUACUAUAUUAAUGCUUAUUUUAUUUUAUAAAUUAUUUAUUUUAUUAUGCCUGUAUUGCUACACAAACAGAAUCUCCAUAAAAUGAUGCUAAAUGUGAUUUCUUCAUACUUUCUCUGUAGUGUAUAAUGAUAUGUAUUGUUUUUAUUUAUUUGUAUAUAUUUAUAACAUUCAGUUUACAGUUAAUUAAUAAUCUUGUGCAAAUCAUGUCUACUUGACAUUACACAUUUAACUUAAAGGGACAAAGGGACUAAUUCAAAGAAGAUUUGAAUUAGAGUUGCUUAUGUAUUCAUACUCCAUGCACUUUAUAAAUGCAAAGCAAAUGUAGGUUCUGCAAGUCACUGGCAUGAACAUUUUAAACUGCAAAUAACUAAUAAAAAUACUAGAUGUAUCAAUACAAA
Ctenopharyngodon idella (grass carp) is the source of this 8239-nucleotide messenger RNA. RefSeq lists its product as uncharacterized. NCBI's taxonomy places the organism in Eukaryota, Metazoa, Chordata, Actinopteri, Cypriniformes, Xenocyprididae. The record is from RefSeq and is a predicted model, not a curated record. Bases 249 to 7742 code for a protein of 2497 amino acids. The transcript has 60 exons.